This is a messenger RNA of Dibothriocephalus latus, 2700 nucleotides long. The record is from the annotation of a GenBank genome assembly. NCBI's taxonomy places the organism in Eukaryota, Metazoa, Platyhelminthes, Cestoda, Diphyllobothriidea, Diphyllobothriidae.
AUGAGUGUUGGAGUAAAUCAUGCUGCCCUUGACAGCGAAAGAAAACACCAAGAGGACCUACUUAGUGAACUCCGCGAACUCGAGGAAGAAACCUCUUCCCCCCUGCUCAACAAUACGCAAUUACCGCAGUUAGCAUCCAGUGUUGGUGCUGACCUCGAGUUAAACACAAAAUGCCUAAAAUACCUGACAGAUAUUUCAGACCUGGAGCGCUACAUAACGGAUGUCGCAGCCCAAUUUGCCGAACGAUCAGUCGAAUUGAGUAAACCCAAUUCCGUAAACUCAGCUGUUUACACAUACAAGACACUGACAGACAACGUUGAAAGCUGUUGGGACUACGUGGACCAGCUAGCGUCCCUUACGCAAAUUCAUCUGAAAUCGGCAGCGCAGUAUCAUCAAUUCUUCCACGAAGCUAAUGAGCUUGAGUCGAAGAUGGAGAGACAGAUAAUCAUCGCUGAUAAUCGCUCUGUGUUGAACCCCGGACGACAGAUGUACAAGGAGACCUCAAAACUAGCCAACGAAAUAAGGGAACAACUUGACGUCAUGCGCAGUCUGUGGGACAGAAGUAAGACUCUGGUCGAACGCAGUAGCCACAUUGUGCCAAUGCGUCUCCGCCUCGGUGGAGUGGCCAAAGGCAUGGUUGUAGACACCGAGACCGAACGACCAGUUAUGGUGAGGGCUUUGACGGGCCUCGUUGGCCCCAACUACAGCAUUCAGCAGGGUGAGCAUCUUCGCCUGAUAGACAAUCGAGAAGACAUGCGGCUCUGGAGGGUGCAGACCUCCACUGGCAUUGCUGAAGUACCCUCUGUCUGCUUCUGGUUGACCGGAAAUGACAGUGAAGCCACAAACCGAGCCAUUGCAAUCAAAGAGAAGUGUAGAGCUGUUUGGCUUGAUCUUCUGGAGCGUGACCGACAACUUUUGUACGAUAACUUCACAGUGAUCAUGACACAACUGGCUUCAGAGGAGCAUCUCUAUUGUUUCAAUUAUGAUGUUCUGAACGAGCUUCUGCCAGAUAUGAGGAUCCUUCUACCAAACUCUGGUCUAAAUGACGGGCGACUCCAAGCUGCCGUUGACAAGUUUCAAAGAAAAGUAAUCGUGAAAGAUGCAGGGGAACGGAUCCCUACCUCAGGACUCGUUCUACAAGAAGCGGAUCUUGUCCGAAUGCGGGCACCUCUGUUACGUCUACAGGACCAUCUCGAAGGCGUCGGUAAAAUGGAAGCGGAAUUGAGAACCAUUGACGAGCGCAUUGCAGGAUAUCUGAGUGAAGUGGAUAAUGAGAGAGAACAGGUUUACAAUAGCAUUGAACUGCUAGAGUUCCUAAUGGAGAAGAGUCAAACUCAGCUGAAAGAUAUCAUAGACGAACUGGGUCAGUGGAGAAGAGCUUCGCCCGUCCAGGAAAUGCGAAUGGAGUACAUCAGGGCCUCGAAGACGAAGCAUCACACGGAAUACUAUCCAGAACUAGCUGAAACUCUGCAGUCUCCACUGGGACGCUUCCGAAGUCGCAGUCAGCCCGGCACGGCAAAGGAUCCGCCUCGGGGUCGGCAAAAAAGUCCAGGCACCCUGAAAGACAGCGAUUAUCGCAGAACGCGAAGCGCUCUCAGUAAAAUGGACACAAUUACACAGAUUGGGUAUCACAGCCAACAGGAUGUAUGUCCAUGUCAAAGAACACCCCGGGAAGACAGCCGCUUAGGUCAGGCCAACACAACCAAACGCAGCAGAGAAUUCGGCAGCCAGGUGGACAAUGCAAUGCUUCGAACUCUAGAUGCAAACCCGACUGCCCAAAUCAGUCCUGAGGGGGCAAACGUGGUUCAAGCCCCGCUCCUCGAUGAUGGUCGACCUCGUGCAGAAAUUCAUAAGGCUGGCACACAGGUCAGUACACUGGUAAGCCGUGAACACCUCACAGAGUUCGCAGCUGAGUCGAACCGAACACAGGCCGGACAAAAAUCUAUGCACUCGAAAAUGCAGAGUUGGCUGCAGUGUUCCAUCAUAGCCUCUGAAAAGUCAUCUCUCACUGAUGCAGUCGAGUCCAAGAGCGAGAUGGUUAAUAAGAAAUUCCAAGCAGUGAUGCCCGCGAUUAACACGGAGAUUCAAGUGGGCAGACGCUACAGCAGCAACGCGGCACAGACUAUCGAAAUUAAGGAGGCGCAGGAAGCUGUGAUGAGACCGACAUCAGCCAUGGAAAGCGAGAUCACAAUGAGAGAACUGUCAGAGGUGAUCUCGACUGGAACUCAAGCGGCCACGGUUUAUCACGGCAAAAACCUGCAAGUUUCGGUGCCGCAGGGGUUGAGCGUAAUAGCGGCGAGGUCGGCAAAGCGACAAAACAAAAGGGUACAGGUGGUCCCAGAGACGCGGCCGGAACAGAUUGACACAACGCUCAUGAUAAUGGAGACUGGCUGCGAAUGCCAAACAGACAAGAGAGCAACCCUCACCUCAAAGGCUGAAACAGAGAAGACAAGCAGAACUCCGGUGUCAGUGACGGAGACAGAAAAUAGAAGUUCCUAUGCGACUACGCGAGAAGGAGGCCUUGAGGAGUUAAGAACGUCCGAUGCUACCCGUGGACAUGUCACGGUCUCUGACGGUUGUGGCGUUACGCUGGUUGCCUCGGCCGUUUCCAAUUCUCUCACGCAAUAUGACCCUAUCCGUAGUGGUGACAUGGUAUGUGAGGGUUGUGGAGCUAGAGUUGUUGUCUCGGACGAUAGCUAU